AUGGUGGAGAGAGCCAAGGUAAUGGAGAAGAACGUAUUAGAGGUCGAACAACAGAGGAAGCAACAACAGCAGGCGGCUCGAGGACCCGUUCCUUCAAGAAACACUUCAAGUCAAAGGAGGACGCCUUACGCUCGUCCAGCGCUGCCUUCUAAUGCUAGUGGGUCUCCUCACUCUCAGUCAGUGGUUGCUGUCGGACAAUCUGGACAGCAAGGGACAAUGACUUGUUUCCAAUGUGGAGGACCCCACUAUCGUUCGUCAUGUCCUCAACUGGUGGGAGGAAAGUUUUGUGCUCGCUGUAGAAGAAAUGGUCAUCUGGAGAGCGAGUGUAACAUGGGAAGGCGAGCAAUGAUGAGGCCACCAAAUGUUGGAAGAAAUCAACCGAGGGGUGGUGGCCGCGCACAAGCGGUUGGUCGGGUCUAUGCUUUAACUAGAGCGGAAGCGGCAAGCUCAGGUACACUUAUCACUAGCACUUGCUUACUGUAUGGAUUGUUGUGUUGUGUGUUGUUUGAUUCGGAGGCAACACAUUCCUUCAUCUUGAAGGCAUGCGUUGAAAAACUAGGAUUGACCGAGGGUGAGAUGUAG
Molecule: messenger RNA, 582 nt
Organism: Vigna umbellata (rice bean)
Lineage: Eukaryota; Viridiplantae; Streptophyta; Magnoliopsida; Fabales; Fabaceae
Source: RefSeq, a predicted model, not a curated record